AUGCCUCCGAAACGAAAGCGCGCCACUGACGAAGCCAGCCAGGCUGGUGAUGAUCACCAAACCAACACCAACACCAAUCGCAAAAACAAGAAGGACAAGACAACCAGCACGCAUGAUAACCCUCCGCAAAUCCCCCCCAAGCAGAAGCGUGCCAGAAAUUAUUCUGGCCAGGACGAUGACGAGAGUGACAACAACAAUACGGGCACCGGUACCAGCACCAACAAAAACAACAGAACCAAGAACGAAAAGAAAACCAGCACGCGCGAUAAUAAACGAUAUGCCUACUUAAAGUCCCAUGUCCGAAAUGUCCCCGAACGAACCAUCAAGUCGAAAUGGUCGACCCUCCCCGAACCUGUGCAGGACAAGGUACGCGACAUGUUUCGCGCUCUCGAGCGCCCGGUUAUCGUACGGCAUCAAAAUGAGCGCAAGCGGAUUGAGGCGCAGGCUGCUGUUCAGGCUGUUGUAAAGAAUCUUGGGAAGAGGCUUCCUAGGAUGCCGUUUCCGCCCGCUACGAAGGAGUCUAGUUUCGAGUAUGAAGCAGCGCUUGAUGAGCAUCGUUCCCUAGAGGCGAAUCUGGCUACCGUGACGGAUAGCAUGGGACUGUUAAAAGCGGAGAUCGAGAAAGAAGAGGCUCUACUUGCCAAGGAAACAAAACAGCUACAUGACAUGGAGAAGAAUGCUAAGCGAGCUGAGAUGGAGAGGAAGAGGCAGAUGAAGAAUGAACAUCCUGUACUCCGACAUCUUGACAACCUGGCUGAGACUCAGGGCCCGAAGCCUGCCGAAUUCACCCUUGCAGAUACGAAAGAUAGCGAGGCUACCUUUUCUGAGCUGGAAUCCGACCCGGAAGUCCAAGGUUUAUUGAAGCAGCUGACUGGCCAUCUGCAAUCCAUACAGACCAAUGCAGCCCCUCUUACUGGUCUCAAAGAUGCAGUCAAACGGUCACAGACAGCUCUGAGUCUGCUCCCGAUGCCGGAGGAUUGA
Messenger RNA from Aspergillus ruber CBS 135680, 981 nucleotides. RefSeq lists its product as uncharacterized. NCBI's taxonomy places the organism in Eukaryota, Fungi, Ascomycota, Eurotiomycetes, Eurotiales, Aspergillaceae. The record is from RefSeq and is a predicted model, not a curated record. The transcript is spliced from 5 exons. Bases 1 to 981 code for a protein of 326 amino acids.